Molecule: messenger RNA, 1896 nt
Organism: Bactrocera oleae (olive fruit fly)
Lineage: Eukaryota; Metazoa; Arthropoda; Insecta; Diptera; Tephritidae
Source: RefSeq, a predicted model, not a curated record
AAUAACAAAUUUUAUUAAAUGUGUUAUAGUAAUUUAAAACUGUUGCAUGAUGUCGAAAUUUCCCUUCAAUUAGAUAUUUCAAUUAAUUAUCAAGUUUUAUCGUUCAACUCGCUUUAAUAAUUGCCUUGCAAUAAGCCAGUCCUACUCCAAUGAUAGUUUUUCAUAAUUAUAAAUAACAAAAAUAUAUUGUCCCGGAAAGGGAAGAUGUGGAGGAAAUCGCAAUCAGAUACUUAUGAACAACCAAAUGCAGCGCUGUUUUUUGGAAAACAAUAUAAAAAGCUUUAUCCUACGCUAAAUAUAUGGAACUUGUUGCGAGUAUGCGCAGAACGGUGGAGUAAUCUAUCCGUCAAAAGCUUUUGGAAAGAAGACAACUGCAAGCAAAUACAAGCAAAAAGAAAGCAACACUAUUGUGUACCCACAAGUAUAACAAUUCCAUACCCACUUACCUGCUCAAAGUUAAAAAGUCGAUUUUUCACACGAAAAUUUAUACGAACGUGGAGUGAAUGGAUGGCGAAAGUGAAAAUAACAGUAGAAAAAGCCAAAGGACUAGGCACAAAUAAACACAAACUAUAUUAACGGAUAGUUUGUGCAGAAGUAACAAUUUAUAUAAAACAUAAGUCGGAUCCGUUGCACGAAAACAGAUACUCAUUUGAAAAACUCAAACUUACAUACAUACUCGAAAGUUAAGACGACCAACAUCGAUACUCGAACAAUUCGAAAGCCUAAUUAUGUGGUGAAGAGCAACUUUAAACUUUAGUUAGUGAAUUUAAAAGCAUGAAAGUUGCGAAGUAAGCAGCUCGCUUGGUCGCUCCCCCAUUCCAAACGGUGCAACGAACGCGCUGCAUUAGUGCACUGAAUUGUACGUGGGCGACAAUAAUCCCUUAAAUGCUGGUGCUGAUGGCGAACAAAUGGUCCUUGUGCAUUUCCACACUUACAUGGCUGACAUUGCUCUCAGUUACCAAUUCGGUUCGGAUAACAAAUCUAAAAGUCCCUCACACGUACACUUUGGAUCGAAAUACCGAGCCUGAUCCCCUGGUGCUGGAUUGCGAGUACGAGGUAGAGCCGCGCGAAAAAGGAUUCGUGUUAAAGUGGUUAUUCAACAAUCACUCCAUUUACCAAUGGAUACCAUCAGUGAAAGGUUUUGCCAUGGGCAUAAUGAAGUCCAAAAUAGACACCAAAAUAUUCACCAUGGAAGGCAGUCCUGGUGUUAUUACUAUAAAGAAACCGGAUUGGAAUAUGACUGGGGAGUACACAUGCACCGUACAAACGUUCGAGUCCACAGAUAAGAAAAGUGCCCGUCUUCAAAUUAUUGUUCCUGAGUCCGAUUUCGUGCUAGAAACGAAAAUGGAUGGAGAACAAAGUGGCGUAGAUAUAAUGUGCGCGGUGCAAAAUGUAUUUCCCCAACCCAAACUUUCUGUAAUGUUUGAUACAAAGAUAAUAGACUCAAUUCUGACACAUACUGAUCAGAACUCAAGCGGUCUGUAUAGUACGACAGUCAGAACGAGAAUUCCACGGGAUAAAUUGGAAUCGCCUACACCGAUCACUUGUGCAUUUUUCCUACUUGGUACCAAUUAUACUAAGAGGAGAGAAACAAUUUUCUAUGAUAAAGCGACAAAUAUACAACGCAAGUGGACUACAGUUGCCGUAGUAAUAUCGAUUGCAUCUUUAACACUGAGCAGUUAGUUUGAUAGAACAUUUUUGUUCACUUAGAAUAUUUUUGUUUAGAUUUUAAUGAAAACUGAAUUUCGCGGUAUUUUUAAAAGUGCUUAUUUUGUAAAUGCAUGUAAAUGUCAUAACAAGAAAAAUUAAAAAUCAUAUUCAUAUUUUUAUGUAUAAGUACGGACGUGUACUGAACAUUAAUAAAUACGAAAACAAAACACAUAGUUUAGAUCGAAA